AUGGAAAAACCAGGAGCAUCCGCCCAAAAUGCGCCACAGGUCCAGCCACAGGAACAACCGAUGGAUCACGACUCGGAUAUCGAGGAGUUCGAGCCCGUCAUCAUGACCUUCUAUGCUCCAGACACGAGCGACGAGCCACCAGAAGGUCCACCAAUCCCACCAAAAAUCGAACGUAAGAUUUCUGUACAAAAACAUCAUGUGGCUGUACAAGUUAUGGCUCCAAACCCUGACAACCCGAUUGUCUUGGAUGAUGACGAGCCAGUGAUACUCCAACCAGAACCGAUUGCUCCACCAGCAGAGCCAGCAGUUGUCGCACAGGGACAAGAACCUAAUCCAAAUCCUCAGGAACCUGAAAUAGUCGAAAUUGAGCUUCCACCAGAACGAAUUGCUGAACCAGCACCUGCAGAGCCAGUACAAGCUGUUCCAGAAGUUAUGCCAGCUGUUGCUCCACAAGCUGAGCCAGCUGUAGCCGAGCCAGCGCAGCCAGCAGUAGCUCCACCAGCGGAGCCAGUUGUAGUCGAGCCAGAAUUAGCUGAGCCAGAGCCAGCCGAGCCAGGACCAGUCGAGCCAGAUGAGCCAGCAGUUCUGCCAGAAUUAGAGGAAGAAAUGGAGCAAGAAGACGUCGAAGAACCAGUUAAAGUCAGGAGAAGUGCUAGGCGUCGUCGAGCGUCAACACCACCGGGAGUACGUGGAUCAGGACGUCCACCAAGAAGAUCAUGCACCGUCCAACUGUUCUACGGAUUCCAAUCUCCACAUAAUCCUCCAUUUUUUAAGGAUCAUAUAAUGGACAACGCCGAGCCAAACCCUGCUCCACAGCCCCUCCGAAUCAACUAUGAACAGAUUGUAAGACUGAUUGAGGAGUACAUUUUUGACGAAUUCUACGUAGUGAGAAGAGUACUUGAUGAUCUCGAGCAUGUGCAUCGUCUCUGGAGGGACCAACCACAAGAUCAUAGAGCUCGAAGUACUCAAUUUCUGACCUCCGCAGGAACGAAACUUCGAUUUAUUCGAGAUGUGAUGAGAAUGUGUGUGCACUAUCAUGAGAAUGUUUUACGAGUAUUAGAAGGAGAAGAAGGAAGGCAGUAUCGAUAUUAUCAGUUGAUGUUAAAGAUGAAUGAUGCGGUGAUGCAGCUGAUAAGCCAUGCUCGUGAGUCCCCGGAAAUUGGGGAUGGUCUGAUGGACUUCAUUAGAAAUGAAUUAGCAACACGAGAAGAUGAAAGGGGCUUGACUGCCGAUGAAGAACGCUACACUCGAGAAUUGAAUGGAUACGAACCUCCGCGAAUGCCGCAAGAGCAAGCAGAUGUGAACCUCGCACAAAUACAAAUCAUGUUAUCUCAAGAACAAGUCUUUAAUGAAGCAUACGAGGAGGAAAUGAGAUUAGUUCUGAAGAAUCUAGAGUCCGUACAAACUUCUCUGAGACGUCAACCACAAGCUAGGCAACUUGCAUUGGAAGAGAAUCUCCCUCUUGCAUCACUCAGAAUUCGAAUGGCUGGUUCUUAUGCGAGAAUCAGUGAGGAGAAACUUGUCGGAAUUCGGGGCCCAGCUGAAAUUCAAGAACCAUUUCGUCAGUAUUAUGAAGAGAUGGCGAUGACAAUAUCACAAAAGGAGGAAUGUGUGUUCGAAAUGAUAGCACGUCUGACGGAUGAGAUGUUGUUGGCUCUGGUGGAGCGUCAAAUUAAUGCAACCAAAAACGAGUUGAAUGCUCGAAGACAGGGAAAUUGGGUACUGGAGAUCGUCAAUGAAGAGGAUCGGCAGGAAGAUCGGCAAGAAGAUCAGCAGGAAAUAGCAGUGGAGGAGCAAGCACCACCUCCGAAUCGACGACGGCUACAUCCAGACUUUGAUAUGUUGUCUAACCUUUUCCACCAACGCAUUCAAGAGUUUGAGAACAGGAUCCAGAGGGCAGUCCCUGUCCCAAAUGAAGAGAAUCGGCUAGCACAAGCGCUGCAAGCACAACAAAAUGCGUUGGUCCAGAUACUAGGGAAUGAUGUUGGUGGAGCAGCACUUCCAGCUGGUGAGCAGGAUGCGGAAGUGGUGAGGAAUAUUUUGAUGGAAGAGGAAGAGGAUGGUGACCAGGAGGAUCAAGCUGGUGAUGAUGAUGAAGAGGAGAUGGCUCAUUUUCAAGGAACAUGGCGAAGAAUUCCUGAAAGUCUCAAACUUCAUCUACCACCAAACAAGACUAAUUUAUGGAUCAAUUGGAAUGAAUACGACGUCAUGGAAUGGUCCCGCCAGUUCCUUCCCGAAGUCGUCGACUACCUAGCAUACGACGUCAUGGAAUGGUCCCGUCAGUUCCUUCCCGAAGUCGUCGACUACCUCGUACCCCUCGAGAUGGACGGUAGGGGCCUCUACAAUUUUGUCAACAACCCAAACGAAUGGUGCUUUGACAAAAUGCCAUUGGGUUACUAUUUGAAAUUGAUGAGCAAUUUGAAUCGAGUCAUUAAUGAUUAUAAUAACCAUGCUGUUGAAUAUUAG
Molecule: messenger RNA, 2466 nt
Organism: Caenorhabditis briggsae
Lineage: Eukaryota; Metazoa; Nematoda; Chromadorea; Rhabditida; Rhabditidae
Exons: 11
Coding region: 1-2466 (821 amino acids)
Source: RefSeq, a predicted model, not a curated record